GGUGCUGGAGUAUUGGGUAUUUAUUUAUAUUCUAUUAACGCUGUUAAACAAGAGACAUUCUUGGACGAUUUCGAAGAACCAGUUAAGGUACAGCAAUAAUGUCUGCAGCACAGAGAGCCUCCCGCAUUCGACUUCCUCCUUUGCCUAGUAUCAAAGAUGUCAUUAGAUUGUACAAAUUGCGCGCACUUAGAGAACUGUCACAGAACUUUCUUAUGGAGCCAAGAUUAAUUGAUAAAAUAGUACGAGCUGCGGGAAAUAUACAGAAUAAUGUAGUGUGUGAGGUGGGACCCGGGCCGGGCGGUAUUACUCGUUCUAUCAUACAACAGGCGCCUAGAAAAGUCAUUUUAGUCGAGAAAGAUCCGCGGUUCUUACCAACACUAGAGCUUUUAGCUGAUGCUUGUAAAGACAAAGUCGAUGUUGAUAUUAUAACUGGUGAUAUUUUACGCACUGAUAUUGCACAUUUUAUUCCACAAGAUGUUAAGGUAGGUUGGAACGACCCUCCGCCUCCUGUUAAUCUGAUCGGCAAUUUACCAUUUAGUGUAUCAACAAUAUUAAUAAUACGCUGGUUAGAGGCAAUUUCUAGACAAGAAGGUCCUUGGACAUUUGGUAGGGUGCGGAUGACAUUAACAUUUCAAAAGGAAGUGGCUGAAAGAAUGUCCGCACCCAUCCUGGAUAAACAAAGAUGUAGGUUGUCUGUUAUGUGCCAGAAUUGGUGCAAUGUGAAAUAUAAAUUUGAUAUACCCGGUGCAGCUUUUUUACCUAAGCCGGAAGUUGAUGUGGGAGUGGUAACACUGACACCUUUAAAACAACCAAUUAUAAAGUUGCCAUUUAAACUUGUAGAAAAAGUUGUUAGGCAGAUAUUUUCGAUGCGGCAAAAAUAUUCAAUAAGGGGUGCACAAACACUGUUUCCUGAAGAGAUUCGUGAAGAAAUGGCUUUAAAAAUGUAUAACAUAGCUGAUUUAGAUCCAGUGACAAGACCUUUUCAAAUAACUAAUUAUGAGUUUCGUAGAUUAUGUGAGGCUUACAAAACAAUUGUAACGGAGAAUCCAGAUUUGGAAAAAUAUGAUUAUAGAGCUCCAAAGAAAAAACUUGUUACUGAAAAUAUCGAUGACGAAAUAAUGUAACAUUGUUAUGUAAAAAUUUAGUUAAAUUAGUUAAUAAAAAGCAUUGUGUUAA
Messenger RNA from Papilio polytes (common Mormon), 1176 nucleotides. RefSeq names its product dimethyladenosine transferase 1, mitochondrial (gene mtTFB1). The coding region runs from base 99 to 1124 and encodes 341 amino acids. NCBI's taxonomy places the organism in Eukaryota, Metazoa, Arthropoda, Insecta, Lepidoptera, Papilionidae. Gene Ontology annotation, cellular component: mitochondrial matrix. Gene Ontology annotation, biological process: transcription initiation at mitochondrial promoter; rRNA methylation. The transcript has a single exon. Gene Ontology annotation, molecular function: mitochondrial transcription factor activity; rRNA (adenine-N6,N6-)-dimethyltransferase activity. The record is from RefSeq and is a predicted model, not a curated record.